AGCGCUCGAGCAACCGGCCCUUUCCCUCAGGCGCCUUGAAGGGUCCUGGCAUCAGCAGCCGGGGGUCCUGCUGUGAGAAGCCGGGCGCUUUUCCAACUUUUCCUCCGCUCCCCCCCGCCCCCGGCACCUCCGCCAGGGCCAGGAGAACCUCAAGCGCUCGCCAAGCCAGUCUUCCCCGCCGCUCCGCGCGCUGAGGCGUCUCUGCCAUGCAGACGGGCAAGGGAUGGAUACUGUUUUCUCUACUUUUGUGUGGGUUGGAUUCCCCCGGAGUAGAAGCUGUCAAAAUAAGCAAGCGCCCCAUGCGCUCUCGAUCCUGUGCAGACCGACCUGAGGAGCUUUUAGAACAGCUAUAUGGAAGACUCACAGCUGGCAUGCUUAGUGCCUUCCAUCACACCCUGCAGUUGGAACCCCUGGAAAAUGACCAGAACAUCAGUUGUCCAGUGGGAGGCAGGCUAACUACUGACAAGAAAUAUCAGCUCCCCAUCUAUCUCAACAGCGUCUCCCCUUGGUCCUACAGAAUCUCCUACGAUUCUACCAGGUAUCCAAAAUACAUUCCUGAAGCCUACUGUCUGUGCAAGGGCUGUCUUACAGGUGAUUAUGGAGAAGAAAACCUCCAUUUUCGAAGUACGCUAGUAUUUAUGCCAACUGUCAUCUUGCACCGAACUACAUCCUGCACUGGUGGCCGCUACGUUUACACCGAGGAUUACGUCUCUAUUCCUGUGGGCUGCACCUGCGUACCAGAACAUGAAAAAGAAGCACAGCAAGUGAAUUCCAGCAUAGAUAAAAGAGCAGUAAAAUUGCUGGGGAAUCAGAAUAAUGACAAGCCAGCAUCCAAAUAAGGAAUGGAAAGGAGGGCAGAAACAAAGGAUGUUUUGGCUCAUGAUUUCUGUUUUAGAGAACUGUAAUCUCCACUUUCUGUAACAGAGUUCAUCUCGGUUUAUUUCACAGAACUUCGGGGUCAGUUGUAAUUAAAGUUGUACUUCCUUAGAAAAAACAGUGGGGUUUGCAAGAUGCUUUUCUCACAACUGGAGAUUUGACAGAUCUUGGGGAGUUGCAGUACUGUAAUGCUCGAGAGCACUUACGUUGAAGCAUUUUAAGAUAUUUAAAAGUGCUAGAUAGAUGUUCUAUAUUCCAGUGCUUUGCUAUCAAAUAUUCAAGAUAUGCUGAGCAGGGAUGCAGCAUUGAUUUUUGUGUAUAAUAACAUCUUGGUUCAUCUGGUUUUGGAUACAAUGGACAAACUUUUCAUUUGGAUUGUUUAUCCAUCAAAUGAAGUUUUUAUUGAAAAUUAUGCUAUUGUAUCAAUUACAUAACACACAUGACAUAUAUUAAUGCAAAUGACAAAUUCAGAGUUUACAAACAUUCAGACUUAAUGGAUGCCCCCUCCCUAUGAAAUCAAUGUUUCUUUGCACUUUCUCUACGUCCUGUAGUGAGGGCCACUGAGAAUGAAAGCAAAAACAAUGUAAGUGAAUAAUUAAAACAUUUUUUCAAAGAAUGCUGAAAAAUUAGCUGUGUAUCUGCAACUGAUUUUUUUUUUAAGUGUAAGUAGCUUUGACUUGGUAUAGACAAGAGAAUCUUAUAUUCUGGACCAAAAGAGUCGAACAAGGUAUUGUGUCAAAAGCACUAGAAUUAUAACAUUAAAACUGUUAAAAACUAUUGAAUACAUUAAGCAUGCUGAUGGUUACCAAUUUAAAUGCUUUUUAAAAAGGGAUUCAAUAAAUGUGUAGAGAAUAGAUCUGUCAGUGGCUACUGAUCUUGGCUGUUUAUUACCUCUAGCAGAAAUGUACUAAAGGGGUGGUAGGUGGGAGUUGCCAACUAUACAAACAUUUACUUAUCAAUCGAUG
This is a messenger RNA of Pseudonaja textilis, 1841 nucleotides long. It is a transcript of the gene IL17D, whose product is annotated as interleukin 17D. The record is from RefSeq and is a predicted model, not a curated record. Gene Ontology annotation, molecular function: cytokine activity. Gene Ontology annotation, biological process: inflammatory response. NCBI's taxonomy places the organism in Eukaryota, Metazoa, Chordata, Lepidosauria, Squamata, Elapidae. Gene Ontology annotation, cellular component: extracellular region.